CAGUCUCUCUCCCUCUCUCUCUCUCCUCAAAGGCUGUUCCACAGUGAAAAUAUGCUCAGUGCAGCUGAGUGCAUGAAUGAAAAAGCCUCCAGUAUCUUCUAGGCUUGCAAAAUGCAGCACAACACUCAACUCAGCUUGGCUUUCCUCCUGUCCCAGGUGCUGCUGCUUGCGUUCACGGAAGAUUUGGAAUGUGUCCCUGGAUUCCAACAAAAGGUUUUUCAUAUUCAACAUCCACCUGCAUUCAUGGCAGACCAGCCAAUUCUGAAUUUGGUAUUUGAUGAUUGUCAAGGAAAUCACAAACUGAACUUUGAAGUUUCAAAUCCAGACUUCAAAGUGGAACCUAAUGGGGUUUUAAUUGCACUGAGAAAUUUAUCGGACACUGGCAGAGCCUUAUCCAUCCAUGCCCGGUCAGCUCAAGCUGAAGAUACAGCCCAAGUACUGAUUGCCAACAGAAAAGAGAAACAAGGUUCUUUAAAGGAAAUCUUUAAGGCAGAAGGCAGCCUUGGAACUGUAAGGCAAAGAAGGUCUAUUGUGGCAACUCCAAUCAUAAUUUCUGAAAAUCAGAGACCUCCCUUUCCAAGGCAUGUGGGCAAGGUAAUAUAUAAUGACAGACCAGAGGGCUCCAAAUUCCGAAUUUUUGGAAAAGGAGUGGAACAGGAGCCAAAGGGAGCUUUCAGAAUUGUGGAGAGCACAGGAGAGGUCCUUGUGACACGGCCACUUGACAGAGAAGCAAUUGCCACGUACCAGCUCCAGGUGGAGAUCACCGAUGUCAGUGGCAAAAGCAUAGAAGGCCCAGUCCCUCUAGAUAUCAUCAUUAUUGACCAGAAUGACAACAGGCCUCUUUUCCUGGGAGGGCCAUAUACUGGCCAUGUUAUGGAAGGGUCUCCUACAGGAAGCACUGUGAUGCGUGUGACUGCCUUUGAUGCUGAUGACCCAGCUACAGACAAUGCUCUGCUGAGGUAUAAUAUCCUUAAGCAGACUCCGGACAAGCCAUCACCAAACAUGUUCUAUAUCGACCCAGAGAAAGGAGACAUUGUCACAGUUGUGUCGCCAGUCUUGCUGGACCGCGAAACGAUGGAGAAUCCGAUGUAUGAGCUAAUCAUAGAAGCGAAGGACAUGGGAAGCCUGGAUGCUGGGUUAACCGGCACCACCACAGCAACCAUUGUUGUUGAUGACAAAAAUGAUCAUGCACCAGAAUUCACCAAGAAAGAGUUCCAAGCCACGGUGAAGGAAGGCAGCACGGGCGUGAUCGUCAAUUUAACGGUGAAAGAUCAGGAUGACCCUGAAACAGGAGCAUGGCGAGCAGUUUAUACCAUCAUCAAUGGCAACCCAGGGCAGAGCUUUGAAAUCUGCACCAAUCCCAAAAACAACGAAGGGAUGCUAUUGGUUGUAAAGCCUUUGGACUAUGAGAUUUCUGCUUUCCACACACUCCUGAUCAAAGUAGAAAAUGAAGAUCCGUUGGUUCCAGACAUAGCAUAUGACACCAGUUCCACAGCAACCGUUCAGAUCACAGUUCUGGAUGUCAAUGAAGCCCCCGUUUUCCACCCAGACCCAAUGACUGUCACCAAACAAGAAAAUAUCCCCAUUGGCAGUGUUGUGUUAACAGUCAAUGCCACAGAUCCUGAUACCUUGCAACACCAGACUAUAAGAUACUCCAUCAACAAGGAUCCAGCUGAAUGGUUGGAAAUUAACCCUACAAAUGGCACCAUUCGCACCAGGGGUAUCCUUGAUCGUGAAUCACCCCUUGUUAUCAACAAUGUGUACACUGCACACUUACUGGCAAUAGACAAUGGUAGCCCUCCUGCAACAGGGACAGGGACACUGCAGAUUACUUUGGAGGAUGUUAAUGACAACGCCCCCUCUCUGUAUCAAGUGGCGUCAGCUGUAUGUGAAGAUGCAAAAGAUGUGAAGGUCAUUUUUGGAGCCUUAGAUAAGGAUGUUUACCCUAAUGCAGAGCCAUUCAAAUUUGAGUUGAGCAAGCAAUCUGGACAAGAUAAAGUAUGGAAAAUCACCAGAAUCAACAGCACCCACGCCCAGGUCACUCUGCCACAAAACUUGAAGAAGGCCAAUUACAACAUCCCCAUCUUGGUGGCUGACGCAGGGAAACCUCCUCUAAUUAACAAUACAGAACUGAAAAUCCAAGUGUGCUCCUGCACAAAAUACAAAAUGGACUGCAGCGCAUCUUCCGCCCUUCACAUCAGCAUGGUCCUAAUCUUCAUUUCACUCUUCAGUUUAUAUGGUCUGUAACAACUCCUGACAUUUAAAGCUGACAUUAUCGAGUUGCCAUGGUGACAGCAAGCAAAGGAUAUACCAUCUCAGUCAGAAGAUCACCUUUGACUCUUAUGAUACUUUCACUCCUAAGUCUUGGUUGCUCCAGAUGUGGCACUUUACAACUUCACUAUCUUCCCAGCUGCACGAUACUUUUCUGACAAAACCUCCAGCCUUGCUCUGGCUUUACCAAUGGAUCCCUCAUUCAAGACUGAUGGCUGACACAGUCGCUCGCUGAAUGGUUGAAAAAUUAAACACCACCAACGACACAUACACCAGAUCUUCUGGGAGCAGAAUGACAGAAUGACUCCACUUUCCCCCUUCUCUCUGUUGACUUGUUGCUAUUCAACUGUUUUAAAAACAAUUGUCUGUGGGUUGGUAUUUGUAUAUGUAUGAGUGUAUGUAUAUGUAUAUAUAUUUAUAUAGAGAGAAAAGAUAUACAAUAGGGUUAGCUUUUGUAUGGCAUUCCCCUUAGGCUUGUGGUCAAUGGGGCAAAGCAGCACAGAGGUGUGGUAACAGAACAGACACCAGUAAUUGCUCAACACACUGUAGAAGCUACAUAUAGAGGGUUAUAUCCAAUAUUAGUCAUGCACAGAGUAGACCCAUUGUAAUCAAUGGGCUUACAUUCGAUUGAUUUCAGUGGUUCUGCUCUGAAUGAAAGGGCCUAAGUUACUCAAGUCCAUUGGGUUGCAUCCAACUGACAGUAGACCCACUGAAAUGAAUGAACUUAAGUUAGUCAUGCCUACUAACUUCUGUAAGUCUACUCUGAGUACCACUAGCCUUGAAUGACAUCCACUGAUUUCAAUGGGUCUACUCCAAAUAUGAGUAAUAUUGGAUGUCACCAACAACUAUUCAAUGAAAAGGAGAGCGCAUAAUGUGGUGGUACCAUGAGAAACCAUCACCACAGUGGCAUCCACUUAAAAAAAAAGUCCUGUACCAUUCUACAAAAUGUAAUGUACUUUAUGUUCAUUCAUCCUUGCUGUUUACAUUCAAGAAAUAUUUUAUUCUUUCAGCAGCCUGUAAGAAAGGAAAAGGCAACACUUAACAGUGUUCCCGGGAAAGAAAAGGAAAGUGUAGGUCCUGCUGAUGGAUCAUCUAUUUAGAUAUUUCUGAUUUUUUUAAAAAAAGAAUAGUAUCUAUUUUAUUUAUUUGUCAUUUUUAUACUUCCCCAAAGGAAGCCAACAGUGUACAAUAAUAUAUUAAUCUUUUUUUAAAAAAUAAAACAAUAAGAACAGCAGCAGCUACUAUCUCUCUAACACCAGUCAUACCCCCAAAGACUUGGACAAAUAGGUGGGUUUUUUAUCUUUCUUUCAAAAAUUGCACCUGAGCAUAGCUGGAGUGGAGGACAUCCUGAUUUCACCCAGGAAAGAAUUCUAUAGGCAGAAUGACAACACUGAGUGAUUUCGAGAAUUGAGAUGAUAUGAUCCUUCUGGGCACCAGAAGGAGAAUGAAAAGCAGUGAGACAGGAGCAUUAAAAAUCACCGUGAUCCUCAAAACACUACACUAGUGGCCAGUCAAUGGAGAUUGGUGGCUGUGAUGUCAGUGGGACAGUGAAUCUGCUCCAGGUUUUAGUGAGAACUUUGAAGGAGCUGCCCAAGGUGCUUAAACCUGCUCCCAAACAUAUUCAGCACCUUGGACAGCUCCUUCAAAGUUCACACUAAAAUCCAAAAUGGAUUCACUGCUCCACUGAUAUCAGAGCCACUAGCUUCCACUGCUGCCAGUGAAUAUUUGACUGAACUCCAAGUUGUUGCAUAAACCCCUGAAUGACUUGAGAACCAAGUACUCUCUCUCAACAUCUUUGAAAGCUAGCUCUCUCUAAAGUGACAUUUGAGCACACCUGAGGGAGGGGGAUGGAAGUUCUUAUAUAAAUAUAUACAUAUAUAUAAAAUUUGUUUUGAAUAUAGUAUAUAUACAUACAUACACAGGUACACACACAGUUUAAACAAAAACUAACAAGAACUCUCUUUUUUUUCUUUUGGUGUGUGCAAAAUAACCACACUUGUUUGCAAACUAUAGGAAUAAAGGGUAUUCAUUAUGUAUGAAUAUGAAUCCUUUUUUAAAAAAAAUAUUAUUCGGUGAGCAUGUAAGGAAAUGGCAAACUUCUAACUGUAUCAAGAUGACCAUCUUGUGAAUAAAUUGUAAAUGAUCCACAAAGCUCACACCAAAUUUUUUUUAUAAUGAAGGAAAUAUCAGCAAAAAAAAGUAUAUUGAAGUGACAGAGUGUGGCUUUUAAUAGAAUUUGACAGUAACUAGGGGUAAGGUAAGUGUCUUAGACUCUUUUAAUAAAGUUGCUUAUUUAAA
This is a messenger RNA of Rhineura floridana, 4569 nucleotides long. RefSeq names its product cadherin 13 (gene CDH13). Gene Ontology annotation, molecular function: cadherin binding; calcium ion binding. Gene Ontology annotation, biological process: cell-cell junction assembly; sprouting angiogenesis; adherens junction organization. Gene Ontology annotation, cellular component: adherens junction; catenin complex; plasma membrane. The record is from RefSeq and is a predicted model, not a curated record. Lineage: Eukaryota; Metazoa; Chordata; Lepidosauria; Squamata; Rhineuridae. The coding region runs from base 112 to 2247 and encodes 711 amino acids. The transcript has 14 exons.